GGCAGAAGUGCCACAUAAUCGGUUAAAGGUCAGCUAUUACCGAGUCACACGGGCAGGUUUUAGAUCCUCUGGUCAUGGCUAAAGACCCGUUGGCAGAGGCUGGUCUUCAUUUUGAUGAACUCAACAAAUUGCGAGUACUCGAGCCCGACGUGAGUCAGAAAACCACUGAGCUCAAAGAGGAAUGUGAGGACUUUGUUGACAAGAUCGGACAGUUUCAGAAAAUUGUAGGUGGACUUAUUGAACUUGUGGAUGAACUGGCAAAGGAGGCCGAAACUGAAAAAAUGAAGGCCAUAGGUGCAAGAAAUUUGCUGAAAUCGGUUGAAAAGCAACGAGAGGCCCAACAGCAACAGCUUCAGGCUUUGAUUGCAGAAAAGAAAAUGCAGUUGGAAAGGUACCGAAUAGAAUACGAAGCUCUUCAGAAAGUCGAAGCAGAGCAGAAUGAAUUCAUUGAUCAGUUUAUACUGCAGAAAUAAGAGUGCUGUGUUUUCUCUCUCUGUUGGACAGAAAAAAAGUGAUGCUAUGCAUCUUGACUCACAAUGACUCCUAUAAAGUACAGGGUCCCAAAGUAGGUUAAUUGAAUUGAGCAGUUUAUAGGUGACAACAGACAUCAACCUGUCUGUUUCAGCCUCAACCUCUGACUCUAUUGUGUUAACAUUGAGUGCUUUUGCAUGACCAGGUCCAGGGGGCAUACUUGUAAACUUUCCAACUAUAGUUUAUAAUCUCAGAUACUAUUUAUAUACAAUAUAAUUUAUUUAUACUAUUUAUAUGGAAAUUCGUUUGUAAAUCAUUCUUUUUGUACAACAGCAAAAUACAGUAUUUGCAUGUUACUGUAAAUAAUUCCAUCAUGUA
This is a messenger RNA of Rhinichthys klamathensis goyatoka, 849 nucleotides long. RefSeq names its product intraflagellar transport 20 homolog (Chlamydomonas) (gene ift20). The transcript has 5 exons. NCBI's taxonomy places the organism in Eukaryota, Metazoa, Chordata, Actinopteri, Cypriniformes, Leuciscidae. The record is from RefSeq and is a predicted model, not a curated record. Gene Ontology annotation, cellular component: centrosome; intraciliary transport particle B; Golgi apparatus. Gene Ontology annotation, biological process: centrosome localization; protein localization to cilium; intraciliary transport. Bases 75 to 473 code for a protein of 132 amino acids.